Messenger RNA from Emys orbicularis (European pond turtle), 788 nucleotides. RefSeq names its product EBP like (gene EBPL). The record is from RefSeq and is a predicted model, not a curated record. Gene Ontology annotation, cellular component: endoplasmic reticulum; membrane. The coding region runs from base 1 to 687 and encodes 228 amino acids. Gene Ontology annotation, biological process: sterol metabolic process. Gene Ontology annotation, molecular function: cholestenol delta-isomerase activity. The transcript is spliced from 5 exons. NCBI's taxonomy places the organism in Eukaryota, Metazoa, Chordata, Testudines, Emydidae.
AUGGCCGGACGCGGGGCCGCAGCUCCCCCGCUGCUCACCGCGGCGGCGGCGGGCUCGUUGGCGGUGUGCGCAGUGCAGCUGGGCCUGGCCUGGGCGCUGGGCCGGAGGCUGGGCGGGCGCUGCGCCCCGGCGGAUCGCUGGGUGCUGGGCUGGCUCUGCUACGACGUGCUGGUGCAUUGCACGCUGAAUCCAAGUCAAUGCGCCCACUCAACAAGCUGCACCCACCAUACCGGACAGGAAGGCCCCUUUGUGUACCUGUCUUUAAUAGGAACAGUAGCAGAGUCAGACAACAUAUUUGCCUCUCUGUGGAAAGAAUAUGGAAGAGCAGAUGCAAGGUGGCUUUAUUCUGAUCCAACCAUUGUGUCUCUGGAAAUACUAACUGUUGUUUUGGAUGGCCUUCUAGCACUGAUCCUCAUUUAUGCUAUUAUCAAAGAUAAGUACUACAGGCAUUUCAUACAGAUUACAUUGUGUGUUUGUGAAUUAUAUGGUGGGUGGAUGACAUUCUGCCCAGACUGGCUCAUUGGAAGUCCUAACCUAAACACCAGUAACUGGCUUUACCUGUGGGUCUACCUGGUAUUUUUUAAUGGCAUAUGGGUAGUGUUACCUGGACUUUUAUUGUGGCAGUCCUGGUUAGGACUUAAGCAAAUGCAUCAUGAAAAAUCAAAUACUAGAAAGAAGAUUAGAUGAAGAUAAGCCCACUUCAUUAACCCCAUUAAUUGAGAGAUUUUAAAUUGAGAGUGUAAGCAGCAUUAUUGUUUUUGCAGAGACGCAAUCAACUGUUCAUCUUU